UUAAGAGGUGUAUUUUCUGGUACAAAGGGCAUUCAGCCCCAUCAUUUACACUCUCCAACAUAGAUAUAUGAAGAAUGUAAAGGAGGAACUGUCAGGAUCUGUGUUGUGGAUGAGAGAAGGAGGACCCAAAUGCUGGACUCACAGGUAGGUAGGUGAAGGUUGGUAUUUAUUGCCGAUGGAGUGAACAAACAGAACAGAGGUAGGAAAUGGCUGGCUGGCUGGACGACUGACUGAAUGACUGAAGGACUGACUGAAAGGCUGAAUGGCUGGCUGACUGAACGCAGGCGUAAACAACAACAUAACAUCAAUGACACGACCCCGGACUGGUUGAACUGAGGAACAUAAAUACACAGGCUGAGUGAGGAGCGAUUAGAAACUGGUGAGUACACAGCUGAACAUAAUGAACUAAUGAUAAAUGGGAAGAGGACUGAACAUAAUGCACAUGGACCAAGGUUAACACAAUAAAACAGGAAGUGAAACAGGCAGAAGAUAAACAAUGAGGACGAACUGAAAACACUGGGUCAACGACCCAGAAACCCUGACAGUACCCCCCCCUUCAAAGGCCGGCACCCGACGGCCAAAAGAACGAAAAACCAGAACAGGGAGGGCGGAGGGGGCCCAGGACGGAGGGACGGAGUCCGAAACAAAAACAGUUCAGGUGGGCGGCCACGCGGCCAGUGGCUGAGCCCGGACAGUUCAGGUGGGCGGCCGCGAGGAAGGCGGCGGCGACGCUGAAGUCGGUCCGGUGGGCGGCCGCGAGGGAGACGGCGGCGGCCACUGAGGAGGAGGUCAGGUGGGCGGCCGCGAGGAAGACGGCGGCGGCCACUGAGGAGGUCCGGUGGUCGACCACGCUGGCGAUGACGUCCAGCUGUUGGCCUGGAAAGUGGCCAGCGAUUCCGAGGUGCAGGCUCGGGCGGCGGCGUGGCAGCCGCAGGACCAGGCGAAGCUGAGUCUGGACCAGGCGGAGCAGAGGCCGAGGCCAAGGCUGUGCCAGGCGACUGCAUGGGAGCCGGCGGUGAUGGAGACUGAGCUACAGGGGCCUGAGGAACAGGAGACUGGACUACGGGGGCCUGGAGGACGGGAGGAGACUGAACUACAGGAGACUGGAGAACGGGAGGAGACUGAACUACGGGAGACUGGAGAACGGGAGGAGACUGAACUACAGGAGACUGGAGAACGGGAGGAGGCUGAACUAUGGGAGACUGGAGAACGGGAGGAGACUGAACUACAGGAGACUGGAGAACGGGAGGAGACUGAACUACAGGAGACUGGAGAACGGGAGGAGACUGAACUACGGGAGACUGGAGAACGGGAGGAGACUGAACUACGGGAGACUGGAGAACGGGAGGAGACUGAACUACAGGAGACUGGAGAACGGGAGGAGGCUGAACUACGGGAGACUGGAGAACGGGAGGAGACUGAACUACGGGAGACUGGAGAACGGGAGGAGACUGAACUACAGGAGACUGGAGAACGGGAGGAGACUGAACUACGGGAGACUGGAGAACGGGAGGAGACUGAACUACGGGAGACUGGAGAACGGGAGGAGACUGAACUACAGGAGACUGGAGAACGGGAGGAGACUGAACUACAGACUGGACAGGAGCAGCCUGAGCUGCAGGUGACUGGACAGGAGCAGCCUGAGCUGCAGGUGACUGGACAGGAGCAGCCUGAGCUGCAGGUGACUGGACAGGAGCAGCCUGAGCUGCAGGUGACUGGACAGGAGCAGCCUGAGCUGCAGGAGGUGGAUGAAGAGGUGAAGUAG
This is a messenger RNA of Oreochromis niloticus (Nile tilapia), 1765 nucleotides long. RefSeq names its product cilia- and flagella-associated protein 251-like. The transcript is spliced from 3 exons. Lineage: Eukaryota; Metazoa; Chordata; Actinopteri; Cichliformes; Cichlidae. Bases 1019 to 1765 code for a protein of 248 amino acids. The record is from RefSeq and is a predicted model, not a curated record.